AUGUCAUCAUGCUAUGAUGUCAAUGUGUCGUCUUCAAAUAAGAACCUCAACGAUGGGAAAAAACUCAAAGCGCUUAUAGUAGAUGAUGAUCGUAUAGUUCGAAUGGUACACAAAGGACUUCUGAAGAAAUUUGGUGUGGAAACUCAUGAGGCGAAAAAUGGCCAAGAAGCUAUUCUUGCUCAUCGCGCUGGUGCAUGCUUUGAUCUGAUUUUGAUGGACUUAGAUAUGCCAGUGAUGAACGGUCGCCAGGCAACUCAAGAACUACGAGAUAUGGCUGUGGUAAGCUUGAUUGUGGGAGUGACUUCUACUGGAGAAGAAGAGAAAGAAGCAUUUAUGAAUGCUGGUCUUGAUUAUUAUUAUCAGAAGCCACUUACUGUUGAUGUUGUUCGCCUUCUUGUGGAGAAAUUUAAAGACGAUGCUUAG
Messenger RNA from Nicotiana tabacum (common tobacco), 423 nucleotides. RefSeq names its product two-component response regulator 24-like. The record is from RefSeq and is a predicted model, not a curated record. Gene Ontology annotation, biological process: phosphorelay signal transduction system. NCBI's taxonomy places the organism in Eukaryota, Viridiplantae, Streptophyta, Magnoliopsida, Solanales, Solanaceae.